CGCAGUGUUUGACGUUGCCUUAUAUGGCAAAUACCUCUGGGUAAACCAACAUUGGCUCCUUAUUGUAUAUAAAUACAGGCUUUGCAGUUUGUAUGCACACUCAGGGUAUCACCGGUAUUUGACAAAGGAAGAGGAAAGGCAAAUUAGAGGCAGUAUGUUGGUGCUUGGAUUGGUCGAUAUACCCUUCUGGGCCCAGCUAAUCAUUCUAUUUGUGGCCAUGAUAGUAGCAUACAUCGUGUAUAUGACCUGGGAAUAUGAUAUCUUUAAGAAGAUGGGCGUCGAUGGUCCAAAACCUACCAUGGUGAUAGGGAAUAUGGGAAUGUUUAUGUCUGAGGGUAUAGUCAAAGCGGAAAGGGACCUAUACAUAAAAUAUGGUAAAAUAUUUGGGACGUUUGAAGCAAAGUACCCUAACCUAUUUAUUGGGGAUCCAGAACUACUAAAAGAAAUUUUAGUGAAGGAUUUCAACAGUUUUGUCAACAGAAGGGAUUUUGAUCAGAUGGAUGAUCCUCUUAGGGAUUCUCUUCUAACACUCAAAGAUGACCAUUGGCGAUUUGUCAGAAAUGUCAUAACUCCAACCUUCAGUGGAAAGAAAUUAAGAGCGAUGGGACCACUAAUAAGGCAAGCAGGGGACUUGCUGCUUGCAAACUUAGAGGAAAAGGCAGUUAAAGGCGAGGACACGAGCUUGAAAGUAACGUUUGGGGCCUAUACUAUGGAUAUCAUUGCACGAACAGCGUUUGGGUUGGAGGUAAACUCUCAGAGAGACCCAAAUGACCCUUUCAUUAAGCAUGUAAAAGUAUUCUCCGAUUCCAAAGUCGCAGCAGUUCUCGGGAUAAUCUAUUUAUUCUUCCCCUUUAUGAACUGGAUUCCUCGCGCUAUUCAGACUGCCGGAAUCAAUCUGACUAAAGAUGCAACUGAUUUCUUCAUUUCCGUAACUGAAAAAGCUUUAAAAGACAGGCGACAGAAUCCAGGGAGGUAUGCAGAUUUCUUAGAACUUAUGGCGCAUGCUCAAGCAGCCAAGGAAGAGAAUACUAAAAGCGAAGGCGUUUCUGCAAAUUCAUGGUCAUCUAGGAACAUGCUUUCUGACUCCGAGAUCAGGUCCCAGGCACUUCUGUUUUUCCUUGCGGGAUAUGACACAACAUCUAACAGCUUGACAUUUGUCUUUUACCAUCUGGCUAUCCAUCCUGACAUCUGUGACAAAGUCAUACAGGAAAUUGAUGAUAAUCUGGGAAAGGAACCUGCCGAUUAUGACAACAUCAAAAAACUAACAUACCUGGAAAUGGUUAUCGAGGAGACAUCGAGAAUUUUUCCUGCUGCAUCUAGAAUUGACCGUAUUGCCAGCCGUGAUGUGGUUAUUGGCAACGUCAAAAUCCCAAAAGGCAUGAUUGUGACCAUGCCAAUAGGAGCCAUACAGAUGGACCCAAAGUACUGGCCUGACCCAGAUAAGUUUGACCCCGAAAGGUUUACAGCCGAAGCCAAGGCUAAUAGGGAUCCUUACACAUAUCUCCCAUUUGGAGCUGGGCCCCGAAGCUGUAUUGGUAUUCGACUAGCACUGAUGGAACAAAAGAUGUGUAUUGCGCAGGUCCUGCAAUCCUUCAGGCCAGUCCGUUCUGCAAGAACAGAUUGCCCGCCAAAGAUCAGUAAAUUAGGAAAUAUGGUAACUGAUGAAGGUUUAUGGAUCAAGUUUGAGAAGAGGAGCUGAGCUGUAGUAGAAUUACUGGUUUAAGCCAUGACAAAGCACAGUUUUAUAUUUUGCUGUAAAGGAAAGCAAGAAUGAAACUAGAAAAAAAGAAAUAUUCUAUACAUAUCAAUGGAAAACAUGUGCAAUGAAUUACAAAACGUGUAAACACAGUAAAUCACUUGCAUCACUCGAAAUGGAAUUGCAGUAUGAGACAUUAUGAAUGAAGAGUGUUUGGGGAAAGACAAAGUAGGGGAUAAGUGGAGGAGUCCAGUUGUGGCCACUGAAACUUCACAGCCACACCAGUAAGAUGCUGCAUGUCUAUAUUCAACACUGUUCACCAAUUCUGGAUUUUGUUGUGAUAUUAGUUUAAACUACAAACAAUUAAUACUAUUGCGUAUUGUUACAGUCGUUUAAUUGUGAUUUGUGUUACAGUGAGGUAGACUUUAUUCUGAAUUAUUGUAAAGCAUAAAUCAUGACAUUAUUACAAUUGUAUAGAGGAAUGCAUAAGAGUUACAAAGUGAAAUGUGCAAGUAUCUUGUAUGUUUAUAAGCAUAAUAUGACAGUUUGCCUUUAUCAAAGCGCACACAAAAGUAAUAUAUUGCGCUCUUUUUUAAUCAAUGACAGUUUGUAUAAGUUACUUGUUCUGUAGUACAGAUCGAGUCCCCCAACCUACUGCCUUAUCACUCCUAAAACUUCUCACCCACCCACUGUGUUAUUAGUAUGUGUUUACUUGCAAAUUGGGUUGUGAUAUUAGUUUAAACUACAAAAAAAUGCUAUUGCGUAUUGUUACAGUCUUAUAAUUAUACAAUUUUUGAAAAUCGUCUGAGGUUCACACAAACCCAUUUGUAUAGUGUCUAUAUAUAAGAAUAUCAAAGGUAUGGUGUUGUCUGCCCUUAGCGUAGGGUUCUUUACCUGAAAUAGGAUUAAAUGACACAUCGUCAGUAUGCGUUACAUUGAGCGGUGUUUGGUUUAUUUAUAAAGAAUUGACAUAUCAGUUUGGGUUACGUAGAGAGACUUUUGGUUCAGAUAUAAAGAAUUGACAUAUUAUCAGUUUGGGUUGCGUUGAGUUACGUUUGGUUUAGUCAUAAAGAACUGACACAUUAUCAGUUUGGGUUUCGUUGAGUUACGUUUGGUUUAGUCAUAAAGAACUGACACAUUAUCAGUUUUGGUUACGUAGAGUGACGUUUGGUUUAGUUAUAAAGCAUUGACACAUUAUCAGUUUUCGUUAUGUAGAGUGACUCUGUGAUAUUGGGUCUGCACCAUGCUGAUGUAAAUGGCUAAGUUUGUUCAAAUGAAUGAUUUUGACCUUCAUUCAAUAUCACAUGGGUCAAAUACACUAAACUAUUCAUAUGACUUAUUUUCAAUAACCAAAAGGUCCCGAUACCUAAUAUUUGGCUUGUAGUAUGCUUGGGUUUAUUCAAAUGAAUGAUCUUGACCAUAAAUUAAGUUUAAAAUAGUUUUAUUGACCAAAAUAUUAAAAAGACAGCUUUUAUACCUGCGAAACUCUGAGAUCUUAUAUCUGAUCUCUGAUACACUUGUUCUGAAUUAUGUUUAUGGCUUGCAUAACAUACAACAGGUACGCUGGCUUACAAAAUAAAUAACAGGUACGCUGGCUUACACAAUAAAUAACAGAUAUGUUGACUUACAUAUCAAACAACACAUACGCUGGCUUACAUACCAAACAACAGAUAUGUUGACUUAAAAAGUAAACAAAAGAUAGGCUGACUUACGUAGCAAACAACUGAUACACUGGCUUACAUAACAAACAACAGAUACGCUGGCUUACAUAACAACAAAUACGUUGGCUUACAUAACAUACAACAAAUACACUGGCUUACAUAACAAACAACAGAUACGCUGGCUUACAUAACAAACAACAAAUGCGUUGGCUUACAUAACAUACAACAAAUACACUGGCUUACAUAGCAAACGACACAUACACUGGCUUGCAUAACAAACAACAUAUAUGUUGACUUACUUAGCAAACGACAGAUACGCUGGCUUACAUAAAAAUCAGAUACGCUGGCUUACAUAAACAACGGAUACGCUGACUUGCAUAACAAACAACAAAUACCUUGACUUAAAUAACAUACAACAAAUACACUGGCUUACAUAGCAAACAACAGAUACGCCGGGUUACAUAGCAAACAACACAUACGCUGGCUUGCAUAACAAACAACAGAUACGCUGGCUUGCAUAACAAAACAGAUACGCUGGCUUACAUAACAAACAACAGAUACGCUGGCUUACAUAAUAAAUGACAGAUACACUGGCUUACAUAACAAACAACAGAUACGCUGGCUUACAUAAUAAAUGACAGAUACACUGGCUUACAUAACAAACAACAGAUACGCUGGCUUACAUAACAAACAACAAAUACGUUGGCUUACAUAACAUACAACAAAUACACUGGCUUACAAAACAAACAACAGAUACGCUGGCUUACAUAACAAACAACAAAUGCGUUGGCUUACAUAACAUACAACAAAUACAUUGGCUUACAUAGCAAACAACACAUACACUGGCUUACAUAGCAAACAACACAUACGCUGGCUUGCAUAACAAACAACAUAUAUGUUGACUUACUUAGCAAACGACAGAUACGCUGGCUUACAUAGAAAUCAGAUACGCUGGCUUACAUAAACAACGGAUACGCUGGACUUGCAUAACAAACAACAAAGACCUUGACUUAAAUAACAUACAACAAAUACACUGGCUUACAUAGCAAACAACAGAUACGCUGGCUUACAUAGCAAACAACACAUACGCUGGCUUGCAUAACAAACAACAGAUACGCUGGCUUACAUAAUAAAUAACAGAUAGGCUGGCUUACAGAACUAACAACAGAUACGCUGGCUUGCAUAACAAAACAGAUACGCUGGCUUACAUAACAAAUAACAGAUACGCUGGAUUACAUAGCAAACAACAGAUACGCUGGCUUACAUAAUAAAUGACAGAUACACUGGCUUACAUAAUAAAUGACAGAUACACUGGCUUACAUAACAUGCAAUAAGUACGCUGACUUACAUAAAAAAAAACCAAGUGCAAUCAAUUAUUGCGAAAGCUCACCGGUGGCAGCAAUCACACUUUGCAUUCAUUUUUUAUGUAUUUAUACGCAUGUCAUUUUGAAAUUGUACGUCACACAAUAUCGCUCCUGGACCUCUUAUGGAUGUAUAAACCAAAUAAAAAGGGUGUGGACUUACAAGCUUUCCAAAACUUACCCCCAAAAUCUUUAAAGAGGGUUUUUGUGCUAAAACAAAAUUAAGCCCACUAAAUGGUAAAAUGCGAAAAAAUCACUAUUUUUCUGCAUGAUUUUUCUAUAACAUCAUAGCAAACAACAGAUACGCUGGUUUACAUAGCAAACAACAAAUACGCUGGCUUCCAUAACAAACAACAAAUACGCUGGCUUACGCUGGCUUAUAUAACAAACAACAUAUUUACUCUGACGUGUCUAUUUGCUUAUAACAAGAAAAUAUAUCAAUUUGUAAUAUUGUUGUUGUACUGACCUAUUUAUUUAUAAUAUUGCUUUUUGUCGCUUGCAUGAACUUGCUACAUUUUGUGGUGUAUAUUAACAAUUAAGGACAUCUUUUAAUUAAACAAUUCACGGCUU
Messenger RNA from Pecten maximus, 5288 nucleotides. Its product is annotated as cytochrome P450 3A24-like. Gene Ontology annotation, molecular function: oxidoreductase activity, acting on paired donors, with incorporation or reduction of molecular oxygen; iron ion binding; steroid hydroxylase activity. The transcript has 15 exons. Lineage: Eukaryota; Metazoa; Mollusca; Bivalvia; Pectinida; Pectinidae. Bases 155 to 1699 code for a protein of 514 amino acids. The record is from RefSeq and is a predicted model, not a curated record.